UAUAUAUAUUCAAUCACUCUCUUUUCAUUGACAUGCAUACCAAAGCACAGCAGCUUGGAGAUCACAAUACAUGAAUUUAAGGUUCGUUUUAGUGUAUAUUUUUUCUUUCCUCUUCAUACCUUCUCAAAUUUGUACUAUAGAGAACGACAGUCGACAUUCGUUAUCAGUCGAAUCAGGGUCUACAAUGGAUGAGAAAAACGACGUGAUUAAGGCUAAUAGUAAUCCACGUCAAGCGUGUGCAGCCUGCAAGCAUCAAAGAAAAAAGUGCUCCCAGAAUUGUAUAUUGUCGCCGUUUUUUCCACCAGAAAAAAAAGAAAAAUUCCAAGCAGUACAUAAACUUUUCGGUGUGAGUAAUAUCUCCAAGUUAUUGAAAGGACUUCACACUUUAGAUGAGCGCAAGAGGGCUAUUGAUUCAUUAAUAUGGGAAGCCGAAGCGAGGGAACGAGAUCCAAUCGAAGGAGGUUUCGGUGCGUUCAAGAAGAUCAACGGGGAAUUAAUAUCCCUCACGAAUCACGUGCGCAUAUCAAAUCAACCAGGACUACCCAAGAUUGGUACCAAUACAAUCUCGAGUGAUAGCAAGGCGUUAAUGAGUUGGGAAAACAGUGCUAACAAUGGUUACGCAUAUGGAGCGUACGGAAAUGUUAGUAAUGUUGCUAACAACAAUUAUAUCCCCAGUAAUGGUAGAUAUAAUAAUAAUACUAAUGGAUAUAAGCAGCGGAACGGGCAUUUGGAUAUCAAGGAUUCGCUGUCCUGCCUCAUGAACAGUUUCAUCGUCAAUAUUUUCAAUCCCGACCAACAAAAUGGAGUGGUGAAUGAGAAGUCGGAUGAUAGCCAAAGCCUAGUACAGGAAGUCAUGAAGGAUGAUCCAAUAUUAUAAUGGAGUUCUGAAUCGCUCAGCAGUGGAGUUUUAGCAAAUGUUUCUACGUGAUCUCAUCAAAUUGGCCCUUUCAAUUAAUCAUGUCAAUUUUUUUUAUGAUCUAGCUUUUAACACCUCAUUUGUUUAACAGGAGAAGUCUUUUUAUAUACUUACAUAAUUUGG
Papaver somniferum (opium poppy) is the source of this 1039-nucleotide messenger RNA. Its product is annotated as LOB domain-containing protein 2-like. The record is from RefSeq and is a predicted model, not a curated record. The coding region runs from base 71 to 877 and encodes 268 amino acids. Lineage: Eukaryota; Viridiplantae; Streptophyta; Magnoliopsida; Ranunculales; Papaveraceae. The transcript is spliced from 2 exons.